CGGUCUGAAUGGACCCCAAAUACGCUCAACAAUCUGAUCUGUCCCAUAGAGAAAUUCGGUACGAUUUCAAUCACAGUUUCUGAAGUAGCAAUAAAUGACAGCUCACUUGGCGUGAGUGAUUGCUUUUUCUCUGCUGGUAAUGACAUAUCCACUUCUUGGUUGUUGACUAUCAAGAGAUAUGUUGCUAUCUAGAUUUAGCAGGGCAAAUAUCAACCUUCGUAAACCUACGAUACAGACGAGGUCUCUGCGUAAUACAUACUUUAAAUCUGGAAAUCGCGGCUGGCAGGGUUUUUAUAGAAGAGGUGUAGACCCAAACAAUCUCUUCCUUGGUAUAAUUGGCGCAAACGUCGCUGUAUAUGGUGUAUUUGUAUUCAGCGAUGCUCAAUGGAAACGCUUCAACGAUCCAAAAUGGAUGAGAUUCAUGCUCAAGAACUUCACAGCCAGUUGGUACAACAUAUCUUCAGGUCGCAUAUGGACACUAGUGACUUCUUCUUUUCUACACACUCGUUUAGAUUCAUUAAUAUUCAAUAUGCUCACAUUCUACUUCAUGGCUCCUCAAGCAAUAGCGAUGCUCGGUGCACGUACAUUCCUCAUGCUCUAUUGCGGUGGCGGUCUUGCUGCAUCUGCAGUCACAUUGUCUAAUCCAUCAAAUGGUGCUUCAGGAGCUGUAGGAAGCACACUCGGAUUUUUUGCAGCAUCAUUCCCAAAUGCUACAUUCAGCCUCUACUUCCUCCUCCCAGUGCAAGCUUGGAUGGCUGUCGGCGGAUUAGUCGCUUGGGAUGCCUACAACAGCUUCAAUUCCCCCUACUCAGCUAAUGCACAUAAGUCGAGACUUUCUGGAACAGUUGCUGGUGUUGCAUUCGCAAUGCUCAGGAUGAGAGGUAUCGGACCACGCAUCCCAUGGAGAUAGACUCUAUGGAUAACAAAGCGCUCAAAUUAAGUAAAAUU
Wallemia mellicola CBS 633.66 is the source of this 948-nucleotide messenger RNA. RefSeq lists its product as hypothetical. The transcript has 7 exons. The record is from RefSeq and is a predicted model, not a curated record. Lineage: Eukaryota; Fungi; Basidiomycota; Wallemiomycetes; Wallemiales; Wallemiaceae. Bases 179 to 910 code for a protein of 243 amino acids. Gene Ontology annotation, molecular function: serine-type endopeptidase activity. Gene Ontology annotation, cellular component: membrane.